Amphibalanus amphitrite is the source of this 1910-nucleotide messenger RNA. RefSeq lists its product as uncharacterized. Gene Ontology annotation, molecular function: nucleic acid binding; zinc ion binding. Bases 16 to 1689 code for a protein of 557 amino acids. Lineage: Eukaryota; Metazoa; Arthropoda; Thecostraca; Balanomorpha; Balanidae. Gene Ontology annotation, biological process: DNA integration. The transcript has 3 exons. The record is from RefSeq and is a predicted model, not a curated record.
AAGCUAUCCGCCAGGAUGCAAUGCGGAAAGCCGGGGCACCUGAAGCGCGACUGCCCUGGAAGGAAGCCGUCUGGAGGCGGAGGACGCGGUGGACACGGGGGUCAGGUUGGAGCCGACGGAGACUCUGUGGAAGAGGAAGAGGUGUACCUGGUACGGCACUGGGAGGAGGAAGGACCAGCUCUGUCGGCCCAGGAGGUGGAGACGCUCACCCGACGAGACUCCACUCUGGGGAGAGUUCUGACGUAUGUUCGUUCGGGAUGGCCCUCUGUAGUGGAGCCCGAGUUUAGAGCAUUUAAACAGCGCUCUACCGAGCUCUCUACGGAUGGGGACUGUUUACUAUGGGGCGGAAGGGUGGUUGUGCCCACAAAAAUGCGCAACAGAGUGUUGCAGGAGCUGCAUGCUGGACAUCUGGGAUCCGGGAAGAUGAAGCAGCUGGCCAGAAGGUAUGUCUGGUGGCCCGGACUCGACACCGAGCUGGAGAGCCUCGCCAGAGUCUGCGGGUCCUGCGUUGAGAAACGCGCGGCGCCUCCAAAGGCAAGUUUGCACCCGUGGGAACCAACCCAGGGCCCGUGGGAACGGGUUCACAUCGACUUUGCUGGGCCGUUUCAGGGCAGCAUGUUUCUUGUGGCCCAUGACAGCUACUCAAAGUGGUUGGAGGUCAUCCCUAUGAAAACUGUGUCCGCCGAGCGUACCAUCGAUGAACUGAGGUCUUUGUUCGCGCGGUUGGGUCUGCCAAAGCAAGUUGUGUCAGAUAAUGGACCACAGUUUACUUCUCGUGAGAUGUCAGAGUUUAUGAUGAUGAACGGUGUACGUCACAUCAAAGUCGCUCCGUACCAUCCGUCCAGUAACGGCGCAGCGGAAAGGGCAGUUCAAACUGUAAAGAACAGCCUGAAAGCGAGCAUACAGGAUGGUCAGAGUCUGGCAACGCGUCUGGCCAGAUUUCUGAUGUCUUACCGCAAUGCUCCGCAGGUUUCCACGGGGAGGUCGCCGGCGGAGUUGCUGUACGGCCGGUCUCUGAGGACCCGGCUCGAUCUUCUUCGCCCCGACCGUGCGCAGAUGGCUGUCGACUGCCAGGCGCGGAUGGCGGAGACAGCUGGCGGCGAGCUGCGCGGGUUCGGCAUCGGCGAGGACGUCUGGGCUCGCAGCUUCUCUGGACCCAAGUGGCGGAGGGGCCGUAUCGCUGCCAAGACGGGACCUGUCUCCUACGAGGUGGACGUCGGGGACACCUGCUGGAGCCGUCACGCCGAUCAGCUGCUGCGUGCCGGGCAGUCUGGGCGCGGGGUGACACCGGAGGACAUCGCCGGGCCUGACCGCGCGAGGACGCCGCUGGACGCCGCCAUGGGCGGGACGCUGCCGGCGCCGGCCGCUGGGCCGUCAGUGAGCGGGUCGGCGGGGGCGACGGGUUCGGUGCCGGCGGCUGCGGUGGUGGCGCCGUCAUCGGGGCCGGAGGAGGCUGGGCGGCCGCCGUCGCCCGAGGCUGAGCGGCCGCCGCCGCCCGAGGCUGAGCGGCCGCCGCCGCCCGACUCCCCUGGGCCGGCCGGGGUGCCUGCACGUGAGACUCCGACACGUGGCACGUGCGAUGUGCGCGGCGCGGACAAUGCGUCGCCGGCCGAGUGUUCGGAUGCGGUGCCGGCCUUGCGGCGCUCCUCGCGGGUGCGACGUGAGCCCGACCGCUUGGUGGUGGGUUAGUGUUUUGAUGGUCGAACAUAUGCACAUCAGUGGCUACGUUUCUGUUUGUUUUGCUUGUGUUCGGUUGCUGGGCGCUUAUUUAGCAGGGGGUGGUGUUGGGUAGUGUGUGCUGCCCUCUAUACAGUAGUUAUGUCACGUGUGCCUUUUGGCGCGCUAUUCAGUCCUGGCUGUGCCGUCCUGCCGUUUGGUCGCCCAAUACAUCUCUACUCUGAAGGUCAUCU